CGACCUGAGCAACAACCAGAUCACGACCAUCGCAGGAGACGCCUUCCAGGGCCUCAAGUCUCUGGCUUCACUGGUGCUGUACGGCAACAAGAUCACCGAGUUGGCGGCGGGCGUGUUCAGCGGCCUCACCUCGCUGCAGCUGCUACUGCUGAACGCCAACAGGAUUUCGUGCCUGAGGAGGGAUGUAUUCACCGACCUGCGCAGCCUCAACCUCCUGUCGCUCUACGACAACAACAUCAAGACCAUCCAGAACGGCACCUUCGACACCCUCAGCAGCAUCCAGACCUUGCACCUUGGUCGCAACCCGUUCGUGUGCGACUGCAGCCUGCAGUGGCUGUCCGACUACCUGGAGUUGCACCCGAUCGAAACCUCCGGCGCCAGGUGCGAGAACCCGCGGCGCCUGCAGAAGAGGAAGCUCAACGCCCUCAGGGACGAACGACUCAAGUGCACGGACGAGACGGUUUCCCUGUACGCCGGCGAGUGCGUGACCGCCGAGGAGUGCCCCCGAGGCUGCACCUGCCGCGCCACCACCGUGGACUGCACCGCGGGGGGCCUCACGCGCUUCCCCGAGACCCUGCCGCCCUACACCACCGACCUGUGGCUGUCCGACAACGAGAUCCGUGAGAUCGGCAGUUCGGGCGUCCUGCGCGAGCUGUCGCGCCUGCGCCGCCUCGUGCUGUCCAACAACCACCUGCGCCGCAUCACGCAGGGCUCCUUCCAGGGCAUCCAGUCGCUCCAGGAACUGGAUCUGUCAGACAAUGACCUGUCAGAGAUCAACAGCCGGAUGUUCGACGGCAUCCCUCAGCUGACAGCCUUGUCGCUGGCCAACAACAAGGUGACAUGCAUCUCCCCGGGCGCAUUCAGCCAGCUGCCGGCGCUCACCGAAAUCAACCUGGAGGGCAACCCGCUGCGCUGCAACUGCCACAUGGGCUGGCUGGCCGAGUGGCUGCGGGGCCAGCGGUCCACGAGCGGCGUCCCCCGGUGCCACACGCCGCACCGCCUGCGCGACGUGCCCAUCACGGAGGUCCCGAGCUCGGAGUUCGCCUGCGAAGGCGACGAGACAGGCUGCCUUGGCGUGGAGGAGCGCUGCCCCGCCGACUGCCGCUGCGAGGGCACUGUGGUGCGCUGCUCCAGGGCCAAGCUUCGCGAGAUUCCGCUCGGAAUUCCGUCGCACACAACCGAACUGUACUUGGAUGUAAACGAGAUAACAGAAAUUGAUGCUGAGCGCCUUUCUCAUCUGACUGCCCUGACAAGAUUAGACCUGAGUAACAACCAGAUUGCAGUAUUACAAAACAACACCUUUUCCAGUCUCCACCAGCUCUCUACACUUAUUGUGAGUUACAACAAGUUGCAAUGUAUGCAGAGGGACUCACUUGCAGGCUUGCGAAAACUUCGCAUUCUGUCAAUUCAUGGCAAUGAUAUAUCAAGGAUACCAGAUGGAGCUUUCCGGGACCUGGAUUAUAUCACACACAUAGCAAUGGGAGCAAACCCUCUGUACUGUGACUGCUCACUGGCAUGGUUCUCUAACUGGGUGAAAGGAGAUUAUGUGGAACCUGGAACUGCUCGAUGUGCUGAGCCACAAGCCAUGAGGGAUAAGCUGAUUCUUACCACACCUACUCAGGCCUUCCACUGUUCACAGAAAGUUCCAGACGAGGUUCUUGCCAAGUGUGAUUUAUGUUACACUCAUCCUUGUGAGAAUGAAGGAGUAUGUCAACCACUCCCUAACCGCAGCUACAAGUGUAUUUGUCCUCCUGCUUAUCAUGGUCCAAAUUGUCAAUACAAAAUUGAUGCUUGCUAUGGCAAUCCAUGCAAGAAUAUGGGAACAUGCAAAGUUCUUGAAGCUGGAAGGUUUAGCUGCCAUUGCCCACCAGGCUUUGAAGGGGAUCGGUGUGAAAUUAACAUUGAUGACUGCGUAGAAAAUAAGUGUGAGAACAAUGCUACUUGUGUCGAUCUUGUUGAAGAAUACAAGUGCCAGUGUAACCCUGGUUACACAGGUGAUUACUGUGAACGCAAGAUACCAUUCUGCAGCAGAGAGUUCAACCCAUGUAAAAAUGGUGCCACUUGUGUGGAUCACUUCACCCACUAUGAGUGUCAGUGCCCUCUUGGCUUUGCUGGUGAUAACUGCACAGAAAAUGUUGAUGACUGUGCCAACCAUUUGUGCCAGAAUGGAGCAUCAUGUGUUGAUGGUGUGAAUGAAUACACUUGCAAGUGUAUUAAUGAACAUACUGGCAAGUUUUGUGAAGUGGGUCCAGCAGUGUUCCUUCAGACAUCUCCAUGUCAGCAAAAUGACUGUCAAAAUGGGAUAUGUUUUGUUCCUCCCAACUCCAAGGAUUAUGUGUGCAAAUGUUCGCCUGGAUUUUCAGGAAAGCAUUGUGAAUACUUGACACGUGUACAUUUUGGAAACAACAACUCCUUCAUUGCCUUGGAUCCAUUGAAGACACGGCCCUCCUCCAAUGUCACAUUGCAUUUCCGAACAAACCGCGAGGAUGGAGUGAUCCUUUACACUGGGGAAUCCGCUCAUCUAGCUGUGGAGUUGUUCAAAGGCAGAAUCAGAGUUUCCUAUGAUGUUGGCAACUAUCCAGUCUCUAACAUGUUUAGUUAUGAAGUAGUGAAUGAUGGAAACUGGCACAGUAUUGAACUCAUCACAGUGAAGCAAAACUUCACAAUGCGCAUUGACCGAGGUACUGCUCGUUCCAUUGUCAAUGAUGGAGUGAAUGAAUACCUCCAGCUGUCUGCACCGCUUUUCAUUGGUGGUCUCCCCAAAGAAGCAGCUGAAUCGGCAAAUAAACGAUGGCAUCUUCGUGACACAGGGAGUUUCAGCGGGUGCAUGGAACGGCUUUAUGUGAAUGGCCGACUGACUGAUCUUGGAUCUGGCCAGCAACACAAGGUAGCUCCAGGUUGUGGUGGUGAGGAAACUGUCAGAGAUCAAGGUCUCAAUGGACUUGGAGUGGUACAUGUUGAGACUACCACCCUUGCAAGUGCAAAACACAGUGGCCGGCGCCGCAACAAUGCUGUCAAUAAUGAAGUACAGAUCCUUCCACCAGCAGUUGAAGAAGCUCAGAAAGAAGCAGAGGACAUAGCUUUGGCAGAUGCUUGUGAGAAUCACAAGUGCCGCCGUGGACGAUGCAAGCCAAAGCGUAAUUCAGAUGGCCAGGAUUAUUACUGUCGUUGUCGAACUGGAUAUUCUGGCAGGUUCUGUGAUCAAGCUCCAUCAUGUCGCAAGGAACAGUUUACAGAGUACUAUGUAGAAAAUGGGUGCCGUUCAAGAAAACCCAUUAAGAAUGCCAUAUGCAGUGGAACAUGUGGCACUCACUGCUGCAAACCACGCAAAACUAAGCAACGCAAGGUUCGACUUAUUUGUAAUGAUGGAACAUCCUAUACAAAGGAGAUUGAGAUCAUCAGGAAAUGUCGUUGCUCCAGACGGUGUUACUAAAGAAGAAAACCAAUGUGCAAGUUUUAGAAAAGACACUACUAAAAGAGCAAUAGAGUGCUAUAUAUGUGGCUUGUUUGAUAUCGGACUAAGUGAAAUAUAGUUUGAGGGAGGCAAACAUGUUCACAUACAUGUUGAGAAAGUAUUAAAAAGGGUGUCUGCAUCAACCAGUGAAGGACAGUAGAUUAAUGGUCUUUAUCCAGAUAUGUGUAACUGGAGCUGAUGAACUGGCACCCAGGGUUGAAACUUAUAUGUAAUCAUAUUAUUGUAAGAUUCUAUUAGAAUAACUGUUGAAGCCAACAAGUUACCUCCUACAUGUCCUGUACCCAUGGACCAAACCAGUGACUUUGCAUUUUCUUUGCCCAAUUUCACAAAUGUAUUAUAGACAUAGAUAAUUCUGGUAAUUUUGUGCAGAGAUAUAAUACUAUAAUGUGUCAGAUUAGAAUUGGUUAUCAACAGGUAUCCCUAAGAUAGUAUAUAUAUCUUUGUCUUAAGUGGUCAGUUUAGAAACAGGCUGUUACAGUAAUUGUGUUUUGAUUGCCAAAGGACUGGCAUAAAAUACUAGAGGCAGCCAAAGUAUGAAUCAUUCUGUAAACAUAGAAUGGAACAUCUUCAGAGACUUUAUGUUUUAAUGAGCAGAGGGAGGACAGUAAUAUUCACUGAAAUAGAGAGAAAUAAAUUGUGCAGUUUGACUUUGUAAUAGUUCAGCUUUAUCCAAAAAGGUCACAUUUGCCAUUUUAUAAUGAAAAGGCAUGUAAUAGACAUUUCAGAGUGUACAUAUAUGUAUGUAAGUGUAUAUAUGUGUGCUGCUGUAUAUGUAUAUACAUACAUACAUAUACACACACAUAUAUAUGUAUGUGUGUGUUUAUAUAUAUAUAUAUGUCAGUGGGUGCGU
Messenger RNA from Penaeus vannamei (Pacific white shrimp), 4325 nucleotides. The record is from RefSeq and is a predicted model, not a curated record. Lineage: Eukaryota; Metazoa; Arthropoda; Malacostraca; Decapoda; Penaeidae.